GUCACCGAGCCCCGGGGGCGACACCGAUCCGCCGCUAUAUAAUCCUCGCGGUCCGGUGGAUGAAAGCAGCGAACUGAAUCAGAUAGGAGACAAAGCAAACAGACACUGACCAAACAAACAUGGUGAAGAUCACUUUCCAGCCAGUGUCGGCGCAGAAGCCCGAAAAAGACAACGAUGCGGACAAGAUCAUUAUACCUCAGGCCCACGAGCAGCUGGUUCCUCCUGUCAGGUCCAAGAAGCCUUUUCCAACUGGCCUGUGCUGCCUCACCUUUGGCCUGGUGGUGUUCAUGUCAGGACUGGUCCUGGCCUCUAUCUACAUCUAUCGCUACUACUUUAUACCUCAGCAAAUCCCAGAGGACAGCUUGUUCCAUUGCCGGGUCAUCUAUGAGGACUCGGUGUUUGCUCCUCUAAGGGGGCGGCAAGAACUCGAGGAGAAUGUCGGCAUCUACCUUGACGACAACUACGAACAGAUCAGCGUACCUGUGCCACAUUUUGGAGGCAGCGACCCUGCUGAUAUCAUCCACGACUUCCAGAGGGGCCUCACAGCUUAUCAUGACAUUGCCUUGGACAAAUGCUACAUCACUGAGCUGAACACUACCUUGGUGAUGCCUCCACGAAACCUGUGGGAGCUGCUCGUCAAUGUCAAGAGAGGGACGUACCUUCCUCAGACUUACAUCAUCCAGGAGGAGAUGGUGGUGACAGGGCGGGUGAGGAACAUGAGGCAGCUGGGCCCCUUCAUCCACCGGCUCUGCUACGGCAAAGAAACCUACCGCCUCAGACGCCGCAACCAGCGCCAACGUAUCGAGAGGCGUGAGACAAAGAAGUGUCACAGCAUCCGUCACUUUGAGAACACUUUCGUGGUGGAGACCGUCAUCUGCGACAGGUUCUGAAUCUGCGGCGGAAAUCACAGCCAUCUAACACUGAAGCCAAUUUCAAACCAUACCUCUUGAAUUCCUUAGGCGUUUAACUGCACUUUAAGAGCAAGUAUUCGUCCAUUAGUUUUAGUUCCGGUUUGUCAUUUUGUUUUUUCGUCUCAACUUGAAAAUGCUCUGUUCAUGUUCAUGUACAACGUCGCUGUCUUUUUUUAUUCAAAGCGUCUGUAUACGUGAAUGAUGUUCUAGAUGUGUUUGGAUAUAUCUGUAGCUUGUCAUGUUGUGCAGAAGAUCUCAACGUAGGUCAGUUUGUAACAUUUACAUCAGAGGACUUGAUUUGAUUUUCGACCUGUGCGUGUAUUUUUUUUGUUACCCAGUGCACUGAUGGUAAAGAUACUUGGAAGCUGCUUGCACCGUGCACUAAUGUUACUAUUUGUUUCUUGGUUGUUACUUUAUUUUUGUUCAAAUGUCAGAAAAUGGCAAAACAUACCUCAUGUAGUUAAGAUGUUUCUUUGCUGGGUUGUAUCAUUAAUGAAUGGUGUACAUAACUGAUUGUUCCUAAGCAAUAUAUACUGUAAACUGAUUUUUUUUUCUUUUUAAUUUCAUAUUGUUACAUGCAUAGAUUUUUAUCUGAAAUCGACUUGUUUUGUAGAUGAUCACGUCUCUGUGGUUUGCCUCUUUUUGUUUCUCCCUUUGGUAUCACACUUUCCUACUCCUUGGAUAUAAAUGGCUUUAGACUGUAAUCAGUAGCAGUGCUGUAGAAGGAACAGAAGGAACCAAAGUCUGUAGUCAGUGUUGCUAUGCUUAGGGUUAAGGUCGUCUGAAAUAUUUAUAAGGAAUGCUUUAUAGUUUAGAUCACUUACUGUAGACGAUAUCAAAGGAUCAUUUUUGUAUCGCUCUUCCUCUUCUUCACUCAGAUUUGCCUGUUGUCUUUAGCUCUUGCUUGUUCCCAAUCUUUCCUAUUUUGGCAUUAUAAUCUCUACAACGUUGAUUUGUCCCAUCUUAUGGAUUUGGGGUGUCUUUGUAAUGUACAACCUGGAGCAAAUCUGUCUCUGUUGAGAGAGAUCCGUGACAUGUGCUCAUAUUUCAUUGUCUUGGAUACUUUAUUUCGCUGUACAGUCGAUUCUCUUGUAAUAUCUUGCUGCUUUAAAAAAUAAAUGAUCAAACUUU
Messenger RNA from Acanthochromis polyacanthus (spiny chromis), 2042 nucleotides. RefSeq names its product integral membrane protein 2Cb (gene itm2cb). The transcript is spliced from 6 exons. Gene Ontology annotation, cellular component: Golgi apparatus; plasma membrane; extracellular exosome. The coding region runs from base 120 to 890 and encodes 256 amino acids. Gene Ontology annotation, biological process: negative regulation of amyloid precursor protein biosynthetic process. Lineage: Eukaryota; Metazoa; Chordata; Actinopteri; Pomacentridae. The record is from RefSeq and is a predicted model, not a curated record. Gene Ontology annotation, molecular function: amyloid-beta binding.